AUGCUGAACGGACUCCACUGGGAUGCCAAUCUUCACGAGUAUGUGGACUCAUCGGGCAAUGUACCCCAUACUCUCUGGAAUACCCGGGACCAUUGGAAAUACGACGACGACUACGAUGUCGACAAGGUUUCCGGCCUCCACGGUCACUUCAUUGAUGCGGGCGAGGUCACUUCGAAGCUCCACGGCUUGCACUGGGACUCCCACCGCCACACUUACGUGGACACGUCGGGCAAGGUGCCUUCCUCGCUCCAGGGCUUGCACUGGGACGCCCACCUCCACGGCUUCGUGGAUGGCAAGGACCUGGGCAGCUAUCAUUCCUACACAGGUCCCCAUACCCACGAGCACCACAUCGUGAUCCACCACUAUCAUCCAGUUGGACAUGCUGUCCACACGAUGUCGUACGACUGUCAUGCAGGCUUGGGCAACGCGCAGGCCGGCUGGUCAGAUGGCAAGAAGGACUACUGCUGUCACCACAUGCACCUGGGAUGCCCGGCUAAGCUGGGCAGCACUCCCAGCGCACCGGAGCCCAAGUUCGAUUGCCACGAGAGUGAAGAAGACCCAGUCGCCAAUUGGGCCGACGAGAAGAAGGACUGGUGCUGUGAAAGCUACAGCCGCGGCUGUCCUGACGAGCCGCCUGCCCAAAGCUACAACUGCCAAGCCGACCAAGACAAGUGGGAAGCAGUUUGGCCACAUGAGAAGCGCGCCUGGUGCUGCUACACCCACGGGGUCGCCUGCGAUCCUUACAACUGCCAGGAGAACCUCACCACCUGGAACGCGAGCUGGACCUCAGCGAAGAAGGGAUGGUGCUGCAAGCAUCAGCGUCUGGGCUGCCCAUACGACUGCGCGGCAGGUGACGAUGCCUGGCAAGGGUGGGCCGCGAAGAAGAAGGACUGGUGCUGCGAACAUCAGGGCGUGGCGUGCGAGUCCUACAGCUGCGAAACAGGCAGCGACGAAGAAACCUUUGAAACCUGGUCUGGCAAGAAGAAGUUCUGGUGUUGCGAAAACCACAAAGUCGCUUGCGACCCAUACGACUGUGACUACAACAAGGAAAACUUCCACCAGUACUGGAGCGAAUCCAAGCGAGCGUUCUGCUGCAUCAAGGAGCAAAAGGGCUGCGUGAGCCAUACCACGCCAGCGCCACAUAACUGCGAAGAGGACUACGAUGACUGGCAGACCAAGUGGGACGAGGAGAAAAGGCAAUGGUGCUGCCAAACUCAUCUCCGCGGCUGCCACCACGAAGUGGCUCCCGACCCCUGGACCUGCACGUGGCCCGAAGAGAGCAGCUGGGAGGACUUCUUCAGCCACGGACAGAAGCGGUGGUGCUGUGAUCACAAGCACAUCGGUUGCGAUCCCUACGACUGCAACUACUUCUACAGCGACCGGGACGUUCUCUGGUCCAGCCACAAAUCGCUGUGGUGUUGCAGUCACAAGGGCAAAGGCUGCAAUUCUCAUGGGCAUGACCAGCCAUCCGCGGACUAUGUCUUCCAUGGAGACUACGACUGCACCCUCGCAGGCGGCAGCUGGGAGACGUGGCCCAAGUCGCAGCGGUACUACUGCUGCGACCAUUACACAGUGGGCUGCGACCAGUGGGACUGCGACUACGACGUGGACUCGUUGGAGGCCUGGGAAACCAGCAAAAAAGCCUACUGCUGCGACAAGGUUGGCGUCGGCUGUGUUGAAGACGACCAGCCCCCAGUCGAGGAUCUCUUCGAUUGUGAUGCCGGGCUGGCCAAGUGGGAGAAGGGCUGGUCUGCAACGAAGAAAGGCUACUGCUGCAAGUACAAGAGCGUCGCUUGCGAGCCCUUCGAUUGUGGCUUUGAGGUCGACGAGUACCAGACCAAGUGGCCUGAGGCGAAGAAACUCUGGUGCUGCCAAAAGGAGGAAGUCGGAUGCGAACACGAAGCCACCUUCGACUGCGACGCAGGAUAUAUCCGCUGGGAAGCGGGCUGGUCUGAGACGAAGAAGGCAUGGUGCUGCACGCAUGAGCAGCGUGCUUGCGACAAGUACAACUGCGAGGAGGACUAUUCUGACCGCUACUUGAGCUGGAGCAAAUCCAAGCAGGAGUAUUGUUGCGACAAGUACGAAUAUGCUUGCAGUCACGACACUGGAGGAUACUAUGGCGGUGCACACAGUCACCACACGAUCCAUCACAUCUACUCUGGGACAGGGCAGGAUGCCUUCGAUCAUGUUGCACACGCUGGCGGUGGUGAGACCUUCAGUCACUUUGAGACGAGCAGUGGGCAGUUGCCUCCAGGCUUCAAGAUGGAGGGUGGUAAGCUCCCGCCUGGCUACCACGUGAAGGGCGACAAGAUCGUCUACGGCCAUGGAAGCCAUGCCAUGUCCUUCCCCAAAACUGACUUUCAUUCAACACAUGGCCAUUUCUUCUUUAGUGAUGCCGGUCAUGAGAUGCAUGACAGUGCAGGCGGAUCCGCCAGCAGCGGCCAUGCAAAGCAUGGCAGCAGCAGCGGCAGCUUCAGCCAUGUUGAGACGAGCAGUGGGCAGUUGCCUCCGGGCUUCAAGAUGGAGGGUGGCAAGAUGGUUUACAGCAAGAGCGGGCACUUCGAUUUCAGCGGCGAUGGCGGCAAGCUACCGCCUGGCUACCACCUGAAGGGCGACAACAUCGUCUACGGAAAGGGAAGUCACUCCAUGUCUUUCCCUGAAGUCGACUUCCAAUCAAAGGGCGAUCACGUUUUCUUCAGUGAUGCCGGUCAUGAGAUUCAUGGCGGCACCGGUGGAUUCGUUAGCGGCGGCCAUGCAAAGCAUGCCAGCAGCAGCGGCAGCUUCAGCCAUGUUGAGACAAGCAGUGGGCACUUCGGUGGUGCCGGCCAUAAGAUGCAUGGCAGUGUGGGUGGAUCUGUCAGUAAUGGCCAUGCGAAGCAUGGCUUCAGCUUCGGCCACAUUGAGCAGCUGCCCCCAGGCUUCAAGAUGGAGGGUGACCAAAUGGUCUUCAGGAAAGUAGAUGCCCACAGCAGUGGAGGCAAGGUCCCACCCGGCUAUCGCCUAGAGGGUGACGACAUCGUGAUCGGCCAUGGCAGGCACAGACUGGCAUUCCCGGAGGUCGACUUCCAAGCCAAAGGCGAUCACUUUGUCUUCGAUGCCGACCGUGAGGCGGAGCAGAGUGCGGCCAGUGCGGCUGCAGGAUUAGCGUCCGGCAAGCAUGGUGGUGCUCAGUUCACUUUGCCUCCAGGCUUCAAGAUGCAGGGCAACAAGAUGGUCUGGACCAGGGGUGGUGGCUAUUCAUUCGAUGGUACAGGCAAGCUCCCUCCCGGCUACCGAUGGGAAGGUGACGACAUCGCCUAUGGACAGGGAAGUCUGGAGGCAGAUAUUCCCUCGAGCAUGAUUUCGACAGAUUGA
Messenger RNA from Symbiodinium sp. CCMP2456, 3354 nucleotides. The record is from the annotation of a GenBank genome assembly. Lineage: Eukaryota; Dinophyceae; Suessiales; Symbiodiniaceae.